Ochotona princeps (American pika) is the source of this 2043-nucleotide messenger RNA. Its product is annotated as thyroid receptor-interacting protein 11-like. NCBI's taxonomy places the organism in Eukaryota, Metazoa, Chordata, Mammalia, Lagomorpha, Ochotonidae. Gene Ontology annotation, molecular function: nucleic acid binding. The transcript is spliced from 2 exons. Gene Ontology annotation, biological process: regulation of gene expression. Bases 1 to 1770 code for a protein of 589 amino acids. Gene Ontology annotation, cellular component: nucleus. The record is from RefSeq and is a predicted model, not a curated record.
AUGGAAACACUGGAACCAUCUCGAGUAACCAAGGAAAGCACAGUCAGGCUCCUCAAGGAAGAAAUACCCAGAAGGCCUUCUUCAAAGCCUGACACCACCACCCUGGAGGCACAAAACCAGCAGAUAUCUUCACAAAUCAGACAACUCAAGAAGAACCAGACAUAUUUGCAAAAAUUAAUAAAAGGUAAAGAUGUCUUCAUGAGUGCCAAAAAUAGGCAAUUAUGUUCUCUGAACAAACAACUUGAGGAGAAAGAGAGAGAGAAUAACAUUUGGAAGAAAAUCAUGAGGAAACUCUGUCACUCCUCCACUGAGAACAUCACCCUGGAGACAGAGGAGGACCAAAAGUCUGCAGAACUCAGAAAACUGAAGAAGCAGCAACAUGCACUAGAGAAGGUAAUGAAAGCCAAAGGGCUUGUUGUGAAAGCCAAAACUCACCAGGUACACACACUGGAAGACACCCUUCUCAAGAAAGAGGAGGAGAACAGCAUUUUAAAGCAAUCCAUGAGAAAAUUAGAAGAAGCAGUGUCCACACUGCUGAUGGAUAUUGCCAAACUGCAACAAGAACAGGAGAAAAGCCAUGAAACGGCUCAAGAAAAGAAGAAAGCAUUCGAAGACACCAAGACAAAGAUGCCCUCAUCCUUCCCAGAGAAGGAGGGGGCUGCCUGUGAACUGGGAAAGGAGCUCCACACUGGGGCACAACUACUGCAACAAAAAGAAGACACAUCCCAGCAGCUCUUGAGUGCCACAGAGUCCAUGCUGAAGAAGAGCCCAGAGUUCAACCAGGAGAGAGAGGAAAUGCUACUGGCCAUGCAACAGGAUCACCUGAAGGCAGUGGCCCUGCAGAGUGCCACUUCACAAGAAGAAUUAAGCCAGGAGCCUAAGAGGGACCACGAGCAUCUUGCACAGUCCCACGAGUCUCACGUGCCUGAAGCCCUGCAGGAGGAAGAUGGACUGGUUGCCAUUCAGUCAGGAGUGGGAGCAGACAGCAGCUCCCUGAGAGCCCUGAGCAGCGUCCCCAGUGCUGCUGGCCCUGUGAUCGAGUCACCCUGUGGGGAAGCACAGAUGCCACUGCCUACACUGGCCACCUGCACUGCCAGCCUGAGUGGCCAGGCUGAGGCCAAGGUGGAGUCCAAGCAGCUGCCUGCUGAUCCCAGUCCCUCCACCACGGGUCACAAGAAACUGCUUGCGACCAAGGUUCUGGGAACUGUGGUAUGGUUUAAUGUCAAGGCCAGGUAUGGCUUCAUCAGGCGCCAUGAUAUCCAACAAGACAUCUUUGUUCAUCACACCGCUAUUAAAAGUUACACUGGCAGGUAUUACCUGCCGAGCCUAGCAGACGGUGAGAUCGUGGAGUUUGAUGUGGAGGAGGGCCAGAAGGGUGUACAGGCGGCCAACGUAACAGGCCCCAGUGGAGCUGCAGUGAGGGGCAGCAGAUACGUGGCCCAGUGGUGCCAUUCCCGCUGCUUGGCACAAUGUAGGGCUCCUCAGCGCCAAACCAUGCAAAGCCAUAUUGAGAUCUCUGGCAGCAUGUAUGACAACCAGGCCCAUCCUCGCUGGCCCCAACGCUGCCCAAGGCUCCUGCCCUGCUACCAGCCAAGACUCUGCUGGCAGGAUUCCAACAAACCACUGUUGGGUGAAAGGAUGGAAGUUGCCCAUGGCCCAGCUGCAGAAAACCAUCAAGUGCACAGCCAAGAUCAGGGUGAAAACAUCCAAGGCCAGCAGCCUCCUCUCUGGUGUUCCCCAUGCAGCCGGCCACACAGCCUUAGACACUAAAUGGCACAGAGGCCAGGGCCACCCAGGGUGCUGUUGACAAUACACCUGCUCCCAAAGCACUGUAGGGAAGCCUGGCUAACUCAGCACCACUGUCCCCUUGACUCACCAAACAACCCAGCACUCUGAAAGUCAACUCAGAGAACAAAAGUUUUGAGAUGGAGAUCUUCAGCACUUAUUUGAUUGUUUUGUCACUUGACAAGCCUGAUAGAAUUGUCUACAUUUGUGUCAGCUGAGUUUUAUAUAAGGCUUUCUGUUUUUUGCUCAUUGAAAUUU